AUGGGCUUCCCCGCGUCACCGCCGCCGUACCUGGAUCCGAAUCGAAACGCUACGUUCGGAGUCAGCUUCGCCAGCAGUGGAGCGUCGUUCAACGUCACGGGAUACACCUUCCCCGCAUUCCAGGCAUCGCAGCAGCUGGAGUGGUUCGACAAGAUCCAGGCGGAUGCCGCGGAAUCCGCGGGAGGCGCUGACGCGAGCCUCCCCUCGCCUUCCGUCUUCUCCACCGCUCUUUACGUCGUCGGCCUGGGUCCUAACGACUACUUUGUGCUCUUCUUCGGGGAGAAGAUCGACGAGACGACACUCCCCAGGAUCACCGCGGGAGGCGCGAAGCAAGUGCAGGCGUUUGCUUCGGCUGUGGUGGCGGCUCUAAAAGCCUACGUGCAAGCUUUGUACAGCCGCGGAGCGCGGCGGUUCUUGCUGUUCGAAAUCCCUCCUCUCGGCUGUCUUCCGCUGUGGCGCCAGGCUCUGCAGCCGGCGGAGAAGCAGGGGGAGUGCGUGAGCGCGAUCAGCGCGUAUUCCCAGGAGCACAACAGGCAGCUGGCUGUUGCUAUUGCUGCGCUACGGAAGACCCUCAAAGGCUCGGAUAUUUUGCUGGCGAAGACGUACGGUUUCACGGAAAAAGCUGUUGCCGAUCCUCCCUAUGUUGGUCUUUUGGGAACCAACGCUUGCUGCGGCGGCCCGCCUCCUCUCAACGGCCUCGUGCAGUGCGGCACGAGUGACACCAUUGGUGGUUACAAGGUAACCGCGACGGCGUGCUCCCGCCCCCAGGACAGCAUCUUCUGGGACCGCCUGCAUCCCACUGAGGCCUUCAAUCGCGAGCUGGCCAAGAGCAUUUUCCUGGGCGGCAAGGAUUCAAUCGAGCCAAUGAAUUUGCGCCAGCUGGCGAGCUCUGCGGCCGGGGUGAAGAAGGAUCUCGACAACGAUGCCGAUAGUAUCGGGGAUAGCGGGAACAAUGUCGAUGACAAGUCGUCGGAGGUGGAUGAUGACGGAAAGUCAACGGACAGGAAAACGGAAAGUAGGAUGAGAACAAGAAGCCACUUCAAGUUGCCAGAGCCUGCUAGUAGCUCGAAACAUCCGUACGCAAAGGCGUUAUCCUUGAUUCGAGCGGGAGAAUGGAGCAAGCUGACUGGUGAGCUCUGCAAGGCUUAUCUGCGGUACCACCGUCUGCGGCUGAGCGACUUGACGGCGGAUCUGAUCAAUCGCAUUCAGAGGCAUUACGAGCUCAAGGACGUCCAAUCAGCCAAGCGUCAGUACCCACGCACGUCCUUCCACAUCAAUUGUACAGGUGACGACUGCAAAAACGACGUCGUUCUGUUUAAUCAACGGAUAUCCGCAAGGUCUGUCACACGGCAUGAGAGGAAGGCAACGCAUGGAGGGUAUCGGUCAGUGGCAGGGAGAGUGGUCAGUGAGAGCUACGGUGUGAAGAAACAGCAGCACACAUUCACUGUGGAGGUUAUUUGGAGAUCUGGCUUACAUGCGCUGGCUCCAAUGACGCAGCUACUUGUAAAGGGGAGAGUACUGUACAGGCAUAAAACAUUUCGACAGGUGGACCCCAAGGAAAAGGCGGGACAAGAAAGUCUAGGCAUACUGUACAGUAGAGAGCACUUUGCUGCACAGUGCUUAGACCGAAAACACGAGUUGUGGUAA
Closterium sp. Yama58-4 is the source of this 1647-nucleotide messenger RNA. NCBI's taxonomy places the organism in Eukaryota, Viridiplantae, Streptophyta, Zygnematophyceae, Desmidiales, Closteriaceae. The record is from the annotation of a GenBank genome assembly.